UCUUCUUCACUCAUACAUUGAGCUCGCCAUGGAACCAAAGAAACCAACUAAAGAAAUUCUGAUGUUUCCAUGGCUAGCAUUCGGCCACGUAUCUCCCUUCAUCCAGCUCGCCAAACACCUUCGAAAUUCACAUAUGUUCUUCCCCUGUAAACCUCCAAAGCAUCCAAUCAAAACUCCGCCAAACCCCCUCAAAUCCCAUCCACCUCCUCCACCUCAACCUCCCACCGUCGCCGGAGCUCCCCCCCCACCCCCCCACAUGCACUCCACCUAAUUCCCACUCUCCUCAAGGCCGCCCCUGAUUUCACCUCAAUUUUGCACAAAUUAAACCCCGAUUUACUCAUCACCGACAUGUUCCAACCCUGGGCCGUCUAUUCCGCUGCCGCUCUCAACAUCCCCACCGUCUUCUUCCUCGUCGUCGGCGCCGGAACGUUCUCCUACUCCGUUCAUUACGUUCUUCGCCACAGCGUUGAAAUCCCUUUCCCCGAACUCGAUCUACAAAAUCAUUGGUUAUUUAAACGGCAUCAAAACGAUCCGUCGGAUUCGAGUGUUAGUGUUGCGACAAGUCGGUUUCUUCAAUUAGUGAAAGAUCUCGAGGCUUACUCCGACGUCGUUUUGGUUAACUAGUUUAUGGAGAUUGAGAGUAAGUACAUUGACUAUCUCUCUGUUUUGUUGAAGAAAAAGGUCGUUCCUGUCGGCCCACUCGUUGCAUUGUCGGAUGAGAAAUCCGACGUGUUGGAUUGGCUUGAUCAAAAGAAGCCGAAAUCAACGGUGUACGUUUCGUUUGAGAGUGAGUAUUAUUUAUCAAAGGAAGAUCGUGCUGAGCUGGCAAUGGGUCUUGAAAUGAGUGGGGCCAAUUUCAUAUGGGUUAUAAGAUUUGGUAAAGGGGAGAACGUUGGGAUUCGAGAGGCUUUGCCAGAUGGGUUUAUUGAGAGAGUUGGGGAGAGAGGUUUGGUGGUGGAUGGGUGGGCCCCGCAGAUGGGGAUAUUGAAGCAUACGAGUAUUGGUGGUUUUGUGUGUCAUUGUGGGUGGAAUUCGGCGGUGGAGGCGGUGGUGAAUGCGGUGCCGAUUAUUGCUCUGCCGAUGCAGUUGGAUCAACCUUGUCAUGGGAAGGUGGCGGUGGCUGCCGGUGUCGCCGUUGAGGCGGCGAGAGGCGUGGAUGGUGCUAUUGAGAGGGAAGGGGUUGCUAAGGCUAUUAAAGAAGUGUUGUUUGAGAAGAAGGGGGAGGAGUUGAGUGGGAAAGCGAAGGAAAUUAGUGAGAGUUUGAAAGUCAAAGAUGGGAAGAACAUUGAAGCGUGUGUGGUGGAGAUUAGCAGAAUUUUGGAAUCUGGAAAAUUUUGAUUAAAUUUUAUAUUAUUUUGUUAUUUUGAUGAUUAUUGUAUGGGAAGCG
Molecule: messenger RNA, 1387 nt
Organism: Cucurbita maxima (winter squash)
Lineage: Eukaryota; Viridiplantae; Streptophyta; Magnoliopsida; Cucurbitales; Cucurbitaceae
Product: beta-D-glucosyl crocetin beta-1,6-glucosyltransferase-like
Exons: 1
Coding region: 628-1338 (236 amino acids)
Molecular function (GO): UDP-glycosyltransferase activity
Source: RefSeq, a predicted model, not a curated record